UUGAGUGAGCACCGCAUUGCGUGUUGCAUAUCGACAGCAUCCUGUUCGCGGUGUUUGCAAGAGUAACGUUUUCUCUUUCUUUAUAUGAUGUUUGCGGGUUUACGGGGUGCGCUAUAAGGGGAUAAUUGGGUGUGGGUGAACAAGAGGGGGGUGCAUCAAACUCGUCCCUGCGGCAGUAGGUUGAAACGUCUUGGCGUGCUAAGAUGUUUGUGUCAUGGUCAUCUGGUACAAGAGAUGAUGGAGCUCAGAUGGUUAGUGUUGUCAUGUGUUGCCGUCAGCGUCGUCAGUAUACCGUCGUUGGUUGUCAUGUGCGUCCAGUGAUAGUGAAUUAUUUGUUACUUUAAACUGUGUGGUGAAACAGCACAGCUGCAAGAAAGCAGAUGUCGGAGUCCUGACAUACGACUCUGGCGCCCCUAGCGGUGGGGAGAGUUCGUCGAUAUGUCGGAAUUCACCAAACUACUCAAAAAUGGAUCUGGCAGUUGCAGUAUUCCGCGGAACGGAGGACUUCCCCGUACUUCCAUCACAGGGAACAGACGCCGGUUCAAUGCAUAUAGUGUUGCGCUGGUGUGCUCAGUGUGUCUGUUGAUGCUAAUCGUAAGCCAUCGGUUAGUCAAUUCUGCGGCCCUUGACCGGGCUCCUUUCCUGGACAUCAGCAGGACCUUCCAACAGAGUUGGUCAAACAGUGAAAUGGAACCCGAGAACAACUUCACAAGUGAGAUCGAGGAAGUUGUGAGUGAGCAGCAGCGUCUGAUUGCAGAGGAGAUGCUGGGCUAUCCAUAUCCUGCUGGACGCUACAACAUCUCAGCAAGGUCACUAGAGGAGCUGGUACCAGACAUGAAUGGAACACCAGUUCGAAGCUUGAUCAUCACCACGUGGCGAUCUGGUUCAACAUUCCUUGGUGAUGUGCUGAACAGUCAUCCUGGCAACUACUAUCACUAUGAACCAUUGCUCGACUAUGACAUUGUACAAAUUCGUGGAGAACCUCUCGCUUCCGGAGCAAUAAGGAAUCUCAGAAAUCUGCUGAACUGCAACUAUACAAAUAUGGAGCACUACUUGAACUAUGGAAAGGAACAUGUGUGGUUAUUCAACCAUAACACACGGUUGUGGGAUCAGUGCCAGCAACACCCAUCUCUCUGCUGGCUGCCUGAAUUCCUCAACUCCUUCUGCCGUUUAUUCCCCUUCCAGAGUAUGAAGGUUGUACGACUGCGGCUUAGUCUAGUGGAGGAACUCUUGGAAGAUCCCAGUCUGGGUGUUCGUGUGGUGCUGCUGGUGCGAGAUCCAAGAGGAACACUGCAGUCUCGGAAACAUCGUGACUGGUGUCCAGGGAACCCUGACUGUUUUGAGCCUAGGCGACUCUGUACAGAUCUUGUAGCAGAUUACAGUGCAGCUGUGCGCCUCACAAUGAAGUAUCCUCACAGGUUCCGGGCUGUACGAUAUGAAGAUCUCUCUGUGGAUCCACACAAAGGUGUUCAAGACCUUUUCCAAUUUUUUGGACUGGACUUCCAUCCUAACAUUCAGCUUUUCCUAGACACACAUACGAAAGUGAAUGUGGGUGGUGUGUCAAGUACUUACCGUAACUCCAAAUCUGCUCCUUUCCAUUGGCGCCAAGACCUUACAUAUUCAGAAGUAAAAGCUAUACAGAGGGCCUGUGCCCCAGCAAUGCACUACUGGGGCUACCGACGAGCUGCCAAUAGCUCGCAUCAAAAAGACUUCAAUCCACUCGCAGAAUUUUCACUGUCAUAGUCUGGUAUAUGUCUGCUUGACAAUUGUGGUAAAGGAAAUUGCCAGCGGUAUAGAAUGUCGCAUAUGAAGUGCAUAAUUCUCUUCACAGCAAAGUGACAGUGAUGUUAAGUUUUAUUAACUACGCAAGAAGUCCUUUAAUAAGGAAGUAAAACUGUUUUGAUGAAUUAUGAUGUAAAGAAGAAUAACGAUAGUUUAGAAGUACCUGCAUAUCUUCAUCAAACAUCUGUCAUCAUAUGAUUCAUACUGUUACCAUUAACAUGACACAAAGAACUAAAUAAGUGCAACUACAUGGCCCUUACCACAAGACAAGGGUUUAUACAGACAUCUCACUUUGUAAUGUUGUCACUCUGAUCAGAAUGCAGAUAUCAUAUUUUGCAAUGUUGUCAGUCUGACUGGUUUAAACUGAUAUUAUUGCUGUGUGCCAUAAUCAUUUUUGGCAUCAGGAUCUUCUUCAAAAUAUGUAUGAAAAACAUAUUUCUAUCCAAAUUUUGAAGAAGCUUAUUGAUGUUAGAAAGUGCAUGGUUUUAUGAAAGUAAAUUGUGAUUUUCAUAGUUAUGUUAACUUGUGAGUAAAAAUGAAGUAAAACAAAAACAUUAGCAUGAUUUUAUCAUGCGUAAUAUGUGCCUAUCAGUAUGGAAUUCAGAGGUAUAUAUAUGUGGUGAUAAAUAUUGAGGUCAUAUGACAUUGUCUCAAUAUGUAUGUUUCAAACAAACAUUGUUCCAUUUUAACAUAAAUCCAUGGUACAACAAUCUUUUUUACAGUUUUACUCAUUGGUUAAUACUUUAUUUAUAUUAAUAUUGCUCAGAGUAGAGUCAGGUAGUGUGUUGAUUGGUUGUAUUAUUUCUGAUAAAAAUGGUUCCAUUGUGCGUGAGCAUCAUUUGUUAUGUCUGCUGGUUGUUAUUUGUUCAUAUUUUUAUUACUUGAUAAGCAUCUUUCACAGGGUUUAUGCCAGGGUUUCCAUUCAACUCUACAGUGUUAUAAAGAGGACUUUCUGAGUUGUAACUAACUUCACAAUAGGUUACAGAGGUUUGGAAAUUCCGGUUUCUCCUCCCUCAAGAUUUUUGUCAUAUCUUGAAGACAAUUACAGAUAUUUUUAAUCAAUCUGACACAUUGACUUCCAGACCAAAUGCAACUGUUCGUGUGUGUUGUACGACGUGUUUUGGGAAUUGUAAAUUCUGAAUCAUCUUUAUGUUUGCUUUAAUCUGUCCUCAGUAAAUAUGUGCAUUAGCUAAAUAUUGAUUACAAAAAAACAAAUAUUGUACUUCAUUGCUUCUUUUCUUUCAGUCCACCAUUUUGGUAUAUUAGAAUACAUUUCAUUAAUUGUGUCCCCAAAUAAAUUACAAACAAAUUAAAAGGGUUCUUCUUAAAUGAAGCCAAUAAUUUGAACAUGCUGGGAUCUGAUCCAUGAAUGUAUGGCAUAAUGAAAUGAAAAGAUUUCAGGAAGUACAUGUUAAAAUUCUAAUGACAGUUGUCAUUGGCUUGGAGCAACAGUAUUUUCUGUAUUUUAUAAGUUGCUUAAAUUUAAAUUAAUUUCAAAGUUUGGUUCUAGCAUUUUGAAUAAAAUAUUAUUUCCUGUGUUAAAUUAUUCAGAAGAGAACGGAAUCCAAGCAGCACAUCAGACUGUUACAAUAACUAAAGGAGAUGUCUCAUGCAUAUAUGAUUGACAGUUUAAGGACAGUUACUUGCAAAUUUUACCAAAUAAUAAAAUGGUGGAUCUACACGUAGCACUUCAUUUAAGAGAACUGCAAUCUAAAGAAAUAUAUAAAUAAAGGCAGCUAGCAUAAAUUCAUAACUCAGUAGUUAAAACCAAAAAUUUCAUCCUUCUGCUGUAAGCAUGCACUAUUCUUUAUUAGUGGAUACUAGCCUUGUGCACCCAAAAGUUAAUGUAGCUGUGAUGCUCAGUUCUAAAAUUACAACCAGUUCCCAGUUGUCAUUGAGUAGAUUAUCUAUACAUGGGGAAAAUAGCACAACAUUUGAACUAUUAAACUUUUUAAAAUACUCAUAGUUGAAUUUAGAAACUUGUGAUAUGUGCUUUACAUGCUCUCUCAUAAUCCCACCUGCAUCUCUUGUAGCUAUCAUGACAUUCCUUUUGCAGAGGCUACAUAGAGUCUGUGACAUAUCCUUUCCAAUAUCACUUUUCUACCAUCUAAGCAAUUUAUAUGUGAUAAAUUUAGCAGCAUAUAAAGUGACUGAAAUAUUGAAAAAUGAUAGGUCUAAUGGUGUACAUAAGUAAAUACUCAUAUUAUCUUUAGUGCCUAAUGAAGUGUGAAUACUCAGUAUCACUGUAUUCAUUCACAGAUAUUUCAUAUGAUUUGUAUCUUUGUAAUUUGAAUAAUCCAAAGGUGACUAUAAUUAUAUGCAUAAUUAUGCUAGUUGCAUAAUAUGCAGGACAUCAGUGUUGUGAGAAAUAAAUGGGACACAAUUGCUCUCAGGUCAAGGAAAGAAUGAACACAGAUUCUCCCCCACCUGUCAGCCUAGCAACUGCCUCCCCUCUAUGUCCUUUCCCCACUCCUAUGGAUUGUCACUUGUAUUCUGGCCUGGUUUGUUAUGAAUUUACACUGAUGUAUCGUUUACUUUUUUUUAAAUAAGUUUAGUACAAUAUUUAGUACAGCAGUUAUUCUAUUUAUUAAAGUUAAUGAUUGAUAGUGAAGUAAACAGCUCCCUCCUUUUAAGGCAGGUACAUGAAACUGAACUGUAUGAUGGAGUAAUGUGUGCAGUGCAGGUAGGGAGGGGGAUCUGGCCUGAAUCCCCACUACCCAUGUUCAUUCUUUCCCUGGCCUGUGUUCAGAAUUUUUGUCUUGCUUAUUCUAAUCAGUAACAUAAAUAUGAAAAGUAUAUUAGGGAAACAUUAAGCUGUAAUAGAAAUAGAGUAAUUGAGUGGCAUGUAAGCAUUCAGUGUGCAGCUUGACAGAAAUAAGAGGGGUACUAUAAAACAUUAUUUGUAUUACGGUACAACAUUGAAAUGUUCAUGAUGAAUUUUAAUAGAUUUGUCUUCCAAACACCCUUUCAACCCUCUAGGCAAAAAUGAAAGCAGCUUUACCACAAUUUUAGUACUAUAAACAGUAGUCUAUGAUAAUCCAGCCUUCUAUUUCAGUGAUCUUUAUUGUGUAUAAAGAUACAACAUUUACAUUUAUAAGAAACAUAAAACAAUAUCAUGGUUACUUUUAUUCUCUUAAGUUGCCAACUUUUUGUGGGAGACUACUAUUUCUCCCUACACACAGUCUGUUACUUAACUGUAUUUCAGAAUCUUACUGAACAGGUUGGUCUACAGGUAACACAUGUAUUUGAGAUGUUCACAGUUCAAAUCUCAGCCAGAACACUGGCUAUCCUGACUGAGAAUUUUCAUAAUUCUCCUUGGUCCUCCCAGGCAAAUGUUGGGAUACUGCCAUGAUUACACCAUAAACACUUCCUUUCAAAUCCGUUUAAAUUCAUCAGCCAUUCUACCAUCUGAUGCUGUGUAGCCUAGAAACUGAGGGCAUCAUUAAAUAACCCAAAAAGUACUUCAGGCCCUUACUUUGUAACAAGUUAUUUUCUCUCAUGACACAUGCCCCAGUCAAAACUAAUCCAUUGUCAUCCAUGUUUCUUAUGUAUCAGAGCAGUCAGUUACUCAGCCACUGGAUUGAAGCUCUCACAGUGAUGAGACCACGAUCUUCUGGUUUAUAACACUGUGUAGUUUGGUGAAGUCCACUCACAUUUUGGGGAAAGACAUUGCCUCCAUCUCAGGGUUGAAAAGUAAGCCAAGUUGGUUUCUUGCUUGUCUCAUUCUUCAACUCUGAAGGUGGAGGCAGUACAUUCCUCCUACAUGUGAAUGAACUUCUACUGAACUACACAGUGCUCUUCAGUGAUCCAACACAUUUUUAAAACAAAAAUAGGAAUACAACUAGCUGCAAGUAAUAAAUGGAACACUCAACUCAUGCAAUUUUCAAAUAUGUUGUAAACAUUAUUCUGGUGAACACAUAUCAGGUUUGUGAAACACUAUACUGAAGCCUUAAUACUGUUAGCAGUUACAUUUGUAGAAACAUAUAUUUUUUAUCCAUAUUUCAGGUAUUAGUAUUUUUUCUUGUUAUCCUCUUGAUUUUGUCCGGAGGAAAGGUUAAAUAUUCUUAAAUUCAUAUUCUUUGAACAGACACAUAAAUUAAAAUGUUCAGAGAACAUGAGUAAAUUUUGCACUGAUGUAAAGAAAACUGAAAGAUACUUGCACUAAGUAUACAUAUGGUUGGCUCUGCAGACAUACUAAGUGGACACACGCAUAUUCUUGGUUAGUUCUGAAAAUAACCAGUGGAGAUACACAGCUUGCACGCUUCAUUUUUUAAUUAUAUGGAAGAAACAUCCAGUUUCUUUUUCACUACAUGCCAAAUCUCUAUUCAAACCAUCCAAUAGGCAUCUUUCUUCUGUUGAAGCUUGCUAUAAUCUUAGAAUUUACAAGACACUGUGAUUACCAUAAAUAAAGAGAUGAAAAUGUGGAAGGGAUGAUUUCCUUAUUGCUUUGUUUGUGCUUCAUUGGUUAUUUCAACACAUAUUUGUAUGGUGUAUGCUUAUCUAUGAUUGAUCUAUAUCCUUCCCCACAGUGCCAGUAUUAGAGACAGACAACCAGUGGCACUUGUGAAGAUUUAACUACAUUCUCUUAUGCUUUAAUGAUACUUAUGUUCUGGGAUACAAAUUGCAAGUUAAUGGAAGUCUUCAAGAUUUCACAGCACAUUUUUGAGAUCUAGAUUUCUGGGUAAUGAUGCACUGUUUAGAUAGGCUCCAUUUUGAAAGUAUUAACAAAUACUGCCAUCAGUAUAAGUAAUUUAAUCCUAAAUACUGAUUCUUCAAAAUUCACACAGACUAGAGCACUAUAACAAUGUUUUCACACAAAAAUAAAAACAUCAGAUUUAUGGCAGACUGAGCUACAAACAUUUGCUCUUGAGUAAAUGGCAUUCCACUUCUCUGUCAAGCUGCACAAUGAUAGGUCCUGAUUACUUCACUCUAUUUCUGCAUCUAUUCUUUAAUUACACACAUUUAUGUCAUCCUGUAAGUUCUAUAACAGGGCUAUCCAACUUCAAUCCACCGAGAGGUCGCACUAAAAUCUCUUACAUAAAUUUAGCAUUAAAAUUCAUGACACUUUGUAACUCAUAAAAAAGUGGGGGAAAGAACUCAUAUUUUAUUUAGGCAAAUGCCAUACCCAUUCCUUCUGAUAGCAUACACUGGAAAGCAGAGCAGCAGCAAUUGUGAGAAAGUUAUCAGAGUUUGAGACUGAAAAAUGAACUUCUGAAUUGGGUGUGAGAAAUUCUUUCUUGUUUAUAUCUUGAAAACUCUAGGCUUUCGUAUGCCUAAAAAAUUUGCUUUUGGCAAAGCAGAGAGAAUCUUUUUUUUUUUGGAAUAGUAGAUAUCUCUACAUUUAUCUUCAUAAUAGCAAGUCAAAGCAAGCAGGAAAGAGAUUAUCUGUUAGUAAAUAAUUAUAUCAAAAUUUUAUAUCACAGCUGAGACAGUUCUCUUAAAUAUGCAGGUUGUCUCAAGUGAAGGGAAGCACUGCUGUAUGUUUUGGGGAAUGGAAGGUUAUUCUUGCAGGCUACACAAAAUGAUAUGACAGGCCACAUGCAGCCUGCAUUCCCCUAGUUUGAUAGCCAUGUUAUUCCCGAAAAGUAAUGAGUAAGCAUAUUUAAUUCUUACAUGAAUGUUGUGUGCUGCAAUAACAUAAAUUUAGGUUUGUUUAUAUGUCACUAAGAGAGGCAAAAGAACACUUGGAAUACAUCUUGUCACCUUCAGCAGUCUAUACAGUUGAUUAAUCAAUAUGAUGUGAUCUGGAUGCAACAUAUCAGUAUGGUUUACCAACAUGCAUAUCAUAUGUUGGGGCGUUCAAAAAG
Molecule: messenger RNA, 7589 nt
Organism: Cryptotermes secundus
Lineage: Eukaryota; Metazoa; Arthropoda; Insecta; Blattodea; Kalotermitidae
Product: carbohydrate sulfotransferase 5
Exons: 9
Coding region: 439-1743 (434 amino acids)
Biological process (GO): sulfur compound metabolic process; N-acetylglucosamine metabolic process
Molecular function (GO): N-acetylglucosamine 6-O-sulfotransferase activity
Source: RefSeq, a predicted model, not a curated record